Ananas comosus (pineapple) is the source of this 1308-nucleotide messenger RNA. Its product is annotated as seipin-1. The record is from RefSeq and is a predicted model, not a curated record. NCBI's taxonomy places the organism in Eukaryota, Viridiplantae, Streptophyta, Magnoliopsida, Poales, Bromeliaceae. Gene Ontology annotation, cellular component: endoplasmic reticulum membrane. The transcript is spliced from 2 exons. The coding region runs from base 1 to 1308 and encodes 435 amino acids. Gene Ontology annotation, biological process: lipid storage; lipid droplet organization.
AUGGAGCAAGAGAUCCAUCAUGCCUUACCCACCACCAGUGCUGCUGGUAGCACCAGCACCACCACCGCACUUCCACAAGAGGAAUGGAAAAAGUACGACCAAGAUAAGGAAGGCGAUAACAGUAACCAUCUUCUCGCUCUUUCUACUCCCAUAGGGUGGAUCGUCAAGAUGGUAGCAUGCCAGGUGGAGCUCGUUACCACUGCUAUCCUCAACCUUGCUGAACCAUUUGUUGCCCCCCUCUCCAAGCGCCAGAAUGCCCCUUCUCGUGCCGUCCACCGCAGUGCCGCCACCCUCCACCAAAUAUCCUUCGGCCUCCUUGGAGCUGCCUGCACAAGUGUCAUGCUCAUUGGUGUCAUGGUGGUUGCUGUGCUACUCAGUCUUAGCCUUGUCAAGCUUUUGAUCGACGAGCCCGUGCAUGUACGCCAGACCCUAUACUUUGACUACACGCAACCGCACCCUAAUACAGUUAUUGCGCUCGGUGGGCCCAAGACGAGGAUGGUCCCGACUAGACAUACUACUCAUGUUUUGCUCAACAUGCUCAUGCCAGAAUCCAACCACAAUCACAAGAUCGGUAUUUUCCAGGUAACAGCAGAGGCCAUCGCAUCUAAUGGCGAUGUUAUAGAAGCAUCAAGCCAACCAUGUAUGUUGAGGUACCGAAGCCUCCCUGUUCGACUAAUGCGGACGAUGUUGAUGGGUGUUCCUCUUUUGGCCGGUGUGUCCAGUGAAACCCAGAAGAUAACUAUGGAGAUACUUAGAUACAAGGAAAGACAACCCAAAACUGAGCUGAUCAGGGUAAGUCUACGACCAAGAGCUGGCACCACGGAUCUACCACAGUUAUAUGAAGCAGAUAUUGUCAUCAGAACACAGCUCCCAUGGGGAAAAGAAUUCAUGUACAACUGGAGGUGGACCUUCUACGUUUGGACAUCAUUUUACAUGUACAUAGUGCUUCUGAUUGUUUUGAUAUGCUGUUAUAAGCCAUCAAUUUUUCCGACGGUCAGAAGCACUAACAGAGUAGAUCAUAAGCCUCCAGAAACUGAGACGGGGCUCCGGAACAACGACAGAAAAGACGAAGGAAUAUCUGAUGAGCUUUCUACUACUAUGAAGAAGUGGCGAGAGCGGCGGAUGAAGAGGAAGGCAGCAGCACCGAUGCUACUGAAUAUGCGGUUGCCAGAGCUUGCUGAGGGUUCCGCCUCGAGCAGUGCUGGGAUGGAGCCAAUAGAGGCAAGCGAGGUGAUAGACGACUACAGUGACUUUGCAGCAUCCGAGUCCUCGAUUGCCUACGAGUCCUCGAAGUGUUUUGGAGAUUAA